CAUUAAUCUGUCUCUCUGGAAUCCAAAUAGAAAACAACCUCUACGACAUUAAUACCGAAUCCUAAGCCAAGCUUUCCUUUGAUACAACAAGAAAAUAACCAAGCCCAAUUCCUCUUAUCUUAAUACCGAAUCCCAAUUCUUCUUCUUCCCUGCUAUCUGAAAGCUUCACUAUUUAGGUAGAGACUCGAAAGAGUUCAGUGAAGAUGAUGAGCAUCAAGGGUUGGUUUCAGAAAUCAAAAUGGGCACUAAGCAUGAUCUUUAUCCAGGUGGUGCUCGCAGGGCUGCAGCUGUUGUCUCGGAUCAUAUUGGAUCAAGGAUCUUUCGUUUUCGCUGUAUUGACUUACAGGCAUCUAGUGGCAGCUCUAUUUGUUGCUCCAUUUGCUUUCUUCUUCGACAGAGACAUAGAAAGGAGGCUCAGCUGGGUAGCUUCAUUCUGGAUUUUCAUGAACGCUUUAUUCGGGGUGACAAUUGGAAUGGGGUUGUACUAUUAUGGUCUAUCAGCCACCUCCGCUACGUAUGGCGUUAGUUUCCUUAAUUUGAUUCCUAUUGUUACCUUCGCCUUCUCCAUAUUAGCCAGGAUUGAGAAAUUGGGAAUGGGAAGGUGGGAAGGAAAGUUGAAGAGUGCAGGAGUAGUGCUGUGUGUUGCAGGAGCAUUAAUUGCUGGUCUUUACAAGGGCAAGACAUUCAACCCACCCCACUCUCAUUCACACACUCACCUCAUCACCUCAACAGCUGCAAAAGUGGCCAGGCAGCAUAAUUGGACACGUGGCACACUCAUGCUCGUGGGUAGCUUGUUGAGCAUGUCCAUUUGGUACUUACUACAGGUUAAGCUGUACAAAGUGUACCCCUCAAAAUAUUGGACAACAAUGUAUACCUGCAUUGUGGGGUCAAUGCAAUCAACGGUGGUAGGGGUAUUGAUAAAUAGAAGCAAGGCUGCAUGGGAGUUAAGAUGGGAUUUGGAAUUAGCGACCAUCAUUUACUCGGGAUCAUUAGCGACAGGUGCAAAGUUUUGCCUAGUUAGCUGGGUGGCUGUGAAUCAAGGACCCACGUAUCCCCCAAUGUUCAUUCCACUUAGCCUCGUGUUCGUAGCCAUCUCUGAGUUCCUGUUUUUGGGCGACCCAAUUGCUCUUGGAACGUUAAUUGGCAUGUUUAUGAUUGUCGUUGGUCUCUAUGCAUUUGUAUGGGGAAAGAGAAGGGAGUCUAAAGAGUUGUCGAUGCCAAAAACCAUCAACGGAGGAGGACAGACCGUGACCGUGACCGUGACCAACAUUUCAUUAUCAACUGAUGUACAUGUGCAGUCCACACCUGUUACGAAUCCCACUUAAGUUCACCUCUAUUACUAUUACUGCCUAGGAACAUUUCAUUAUCUGCAUUCGGGUUAGAAUUCGAAAUCUUUAACUUGGGUUAGAAUUUAGAACUGCAUGCCUCAAAAAAUUG
Nelumbo nucifera (sacred lotus) is the source of this 1437-nucleotide messenger RNA. Its product is annotated as WAT1-related protein At5g64700-like. NCBI's taxonomy places the organism in Eukaryota, Viridiplantae, Streptophyta, Magnoliopsida, Proteales, Nelumbonaceae. The record is from RefSeq and is a predicted model, not a curated record. Gene Ontology annotation, molecular function: transmembrane transporter activity. Gene Ontology annotation, cellular component: membrane.